This is a messenger RNA of Nyctereutes procyonoides (raccoon dog), 783 nucleotides long. It is a transcript of the gene MYF5, whose product is annotated as myogenic factor 5. Lineage: Eukaryota; Metazoa; Chordata; Mammalia; Carnivora; Canidae. The record is from RefSeq and is a predicted model, not a curated record. Bases 16 to 783 code for a protein of 255 amino acids. The transcript has 3 exons. Gene Ontology annotation, molecular function: RNA polymerase II cis-regulatory region sequence-specific DNA binding; protein dimerization activity; DNA-binding transcription factor activity, RNA polymerase II-specific. Gene Ontology annotation, biological process: regulation of transcription by RNA polymerase II; muscle organ development; positive regulation of myoblast differentiation.
ACCCCUGGCUUCAGCAUGGACGUGAUGGACGGCUGCCCCUUCUCGCCCUCCGAGUACUUCUACGACGGCGCCUGCAUCCCGUCCCCCGAGGGCGACUUCGGAGACGAGCUGGAGGCCAGGGGGGCCGCCUUCGGGGCGCGCAGAGCGGCGCUGCCGGGCCCCGACGAGGACGAGCACGUGCGAGCCCCCACGGGCCACCACCAGGCGGGCCACUGCCUCCUGUGGGCCUGCAAGGCGUGCAAGAGGAAGUCCACGACCACGGACCGGCGGAAGGCGGCCACCAUGCGCGAGAGGAGACGCCUGAAGAAGGUCAACCAGGCCUUCGAGACGCUCAAGAGGUGCACCACGACCAACCCCAACCAGCGGCUGCCCAAGGUGGAGAUCCUCCGGAACGCCAUCCGCUACAUCGAGAGCCUGCAGGAGCUGCUGCGCGAGCAGGUGCAGACCUACUUGGGCCUGGCGGCGCCCAGCUGCUCCGAGCCCACCAGCCCCACGUCCAGCUGCUCCGACGGCCUGCCCGAAUGUAACAGCCCUGUCUGGUCCAGAAAGAGCAGCAGUUUUGACAGCAUCUACUGUCCUGAUGGGCCAAAUGUAUAUGCCACAGAUAAAAGCUCCUUAUCCAGCUUGGAUUGUUUAUCCAGCAUAGUGGAUCGAAUCACCAACUCCGAGCAACCUGGAUUGCCUCUCCAGGACCCGGCCUCCCUCUCCCCGGUUGCCAGCACGGAUUCCCAGCCUGCAACUCCGGGGGCCUCUGGUUCCAGGCUCAUCUAUCAUGUGCUAUGA